GUAUGCGUCAGGCAUUUGACGUUUAUACCAGACGUUUUUCUUUCUUUACAAUUUUUUUGCAAUUAACUACAAAUAUUUAAAAUGCCGCUCCUUAUAAACAACAAAAGUGUUUUGGAGUUCCAAGAAUUAAAAUCGAAAAGCGAUGUAAUCCACCUAAUAACCUCAGAAUUGAAUAUAAAACCGGAAGAUUAUUAUCUUGUUUAUAACGGAAAAAAGUACGAAGAAGGAAUACUAGGUGAAAAUGAUAACAUACACAUUAUCCCAAGACUUUUGGCAGGAAAGGGUGGAUUUGGUUCAAUGCUCCGAGCAAUUGGAGCACAGAUAGAAAAAACUACAAACAGAGAGGCAUGCAGGGAUCUAAGCGGAAGAAGAUUAAGGGACAUAAACGAAGAAAAGAGGUUAAAGAAUUGGAUAAAUACUCAAGCUGACAGAGAGAAAGAAGCAAAGGAAAGAAAGAAGAAAAAACUUGAGCGUUUAUGUGAGCUUCCAAAACACGAAUUUAAAGAUGAAACAUAUGAUAAAGAACGUUCAACUCUGCCUGAGAGUGUGGAAGAUGCUAUUACACAUGGUCUUCAAGCCUCAGGUAGUUCAAAAAGGGAAAAUGCCACUAAAGGAAAGGAAAUUGUAAAGAAGAAAAAACCCAAGUUAUGGGUUGAUGAUGAUAUGGAUGAUUUAAGUUCUUCAAAUGAUGAAGCCAGUGAGAAAGAGGAUCAAAAAGAAGAAAAUUCAAAUAAUUCUAAUGAUUCAAAAACAAGUUCUGAAGAAAAACCAGAAGAAUCUAAAAAUGGUACUUCACAAGUAAAAAAUAAAGAAGAAAGUACAAAAGAUGAUGAAGAAAAGGAAAAGAAAAAAAUAUAACUAAUUAAGUUUUUAGUUUUUAUUUAAAUACUUAAAGUGACAUAAUAAAGAAUAUUUUUUUAAUUAAUUGCA
This is a messenger RNA of Brassicogethes aeneus, 930 nucleotides long. The record is from the annotation of a GenBank genome assembly. Lineage: Eukaryota; Metazoa; Arthropoda; Insecta; Coleoptera; Nitidulidae.